This is a messenger RNA of Cylindrotheca closterium, 2943 nucleotides long. The record is from the annotation of a GenBank genome assembly. NCBI's taxonomy places the organism in Eukaryota, Bacillariophyta, Bacillariophyceae, Bacillariales, Bacillariaceae.
AUGAACCAGUCCUCUGAGGAAAGCGUAACCAAUAGUAGCAGUAUUAGUAAUAUUAAUAAUACUGCUACUACAAAUGAGGAAAGCACCGGUACAAAGAGGAAUAAUGAACCUCGUAGAACCAAGAGAAGCAAAGAAGAACACGAGGCUAAGGAAAAGGCUCGUACUGAGCGAGCCAAUCUUGUUCGAGAUAUCCUGAAUCGACCAAACGAACCCAUCACUGGACCUAUGCCAGAUGCGCAUGCGGACUCUCGUGGAACUGAAUUUGGUGACCAAGAUCCAAAAAGCAAGAAUAAGGAGGCAAAUAGUAUCCAAAGUACCAAUGCACUUGUGCCUGGCGCCCACGAGUCCAAUAAUCAUGAAAAGAAGAGGAGAAAAGGAACAUUCAGUAGGAGGCCUUUGCCAGUUACGGAGGAGAGACGAGAAGAGAGACGAGCAAGAAUUGAAGCUGAAAAGGGAGAUCAACUCCAUGAUCAUGGUAGUACGAAUAUGGAUGGACUCGUGACGGCUUAUGCUGUGGAACGAACAACUGACGCCAACGAGGUCAACUCUGACGAGGAAGACGAAGAAGACAAGGAAGACGCAGGUGGUGCAAUCAACUGGGAUCGAUUGUUACAGAAGAAGAGCGCUCGAAUCUUCUGCUGCCUACUUUUUAUUUGUGUUGUUUCAAUUGCCGCUGUUGGAGCAUGGCUUGGGACUCGGAACAAUUCAUCAUCAUCAUCAUCGGUCGACUUUCUUAUCCCGCCCUCGGCAGAAGAUUGUGCAUCCAUCGCCGACGGAGCUGCUAUACAAGGCCAAGAAGCCAUGAUGGUGCAGAGAUACAAGCUUGAGCUCGAUGCGACUCCAUUUCUUUCAAUGAGUCUUAGCUUUUCAGCCGACAUUAUUGAGGAGAAGUUGAUAGAGUUGCUGACCCCUCAACUAACUGGAUGCAAUCGAGUCGUCCGGCACAUGCGAAGUCUUCGUUAUCUAGAAGGUUCCUUUAUGUACGCCAUUAGGAAUGUGGCAAUUGAUGCUUAUGGAGUCGAAGAAGAGCAAUGUUUGAAUGAUUUCAAUCUACGGUGUCAUCGAAUCAAUGUGGCGCUUGAUGUUUUGGUGAAGGAUGAGUCAGUGAAUGCCGUUGAUGUGAUUGGAGAACUCAGUACCUUUUUCGGAGAUGGGGUUCUUGUUGAAAAACUUGAAUUAAGUGGGCUCUAUGAAAAAGUUACUGUCACGAGUUUGGGAUACAUUGAUUCAGCGACACCUCCGAACAGAAUAGAAGACGAGUCACCUGGGCCUACUACUUUGCAACUGACACUUCCAACCAUGACCCCGCAGCCUACUCCUGGACCAACACCAGUCCCAACUCCUGGACCAACAAUUUUCCCAACUCCUGGACCAACACCAAACCCAACUCCUGCACCGACUCCUUCACCAACCCCUCGACCCACAACUCCACCUACACCCGGGCCUACUUUGCCCCCAACACCAGUCCCAACUCCCGGACCAACACCAAACCCAACUCCUGCACCGACUCCUUCACCAACCCCUCGACCCACUGCAGCACCUACACCCGGGCCAACUUUGCCACCAACACCUACAUCAACAGUGACUUGUUUUCAAUCCAAUAACGAGCUUUUUGAUGCAGUUGGGAACUGGUUUCAGUCUUCUCAGUCAAAGGUAUCAGUCGAGAACACACAUGGCCCUAUUGGAGACUGGUGUUUUGGUCCAGGUGUGACCAGCAUGGCGGGACUCUUUUACACGCAUUCUACUUUCAAUGAGGACAUUUCAUCCUGGGAUGUUUCUUCCGUGACAUAUAUGGGUUUGAUGUUCUCGCAAGCAACAUCCUUCAAUCAAGACUUGUCAUCCUGGGAUGUUUCUUCUGUGAAAGAUAUGCGUCAAAUGUUCUAUCAAGCAACAUCCUUCAAUCAAGACUUGUCAUCCUGGGAUGUUUCUUCCGUGACAGAUAUGCGUUGGAUGUUCUAUCAAGCAACAUCCUUCAAUCAAGACUUGUCAUCCUGGGAUGUUUCUUCUGUGAAAGAUAUGCGUCAAAUGUUCAAUGAAGCAACAUCCUUCAAUCAAGACUUGUCAUCCUGGGAUGUUUCUUCUGUGAAAGAUAUGCGUCAAAUGUUCAAUGAAGCAACAUCCUUCAAUCAAGACUUGUCAUCCUGGGAUGUUUCUUCUGUGACAGAUAUGGGUGAAAUGUUCUAUCGCGCAACAUCCUUCAAUCAAGACUUGUCAUCCUGGGACGUUUCUUCUGUGACAAAUAUGUAUGCCAUGUUCCGUUUUGCAGGAUCCUUCAAUCAAGACUUGUCAUCCUGGGAUGUUUCUUCCGUGACAAGAAUUGAUGGCAUGUUCAUUUCCGCAACAUCCUUCAAUCAAGACUUGUCAUCCUGGGAUGUUUCUUCCGUGACAGUUAUGAGUUAUAUGUUCUAUCAAGCAACAUCCUUCAAUCAAGACUUGUCAUCCUGGAAUGUUUCUUCCGUGACAGAUAUGGGUUAUAUGUUCUAUCAAGCAACAUCCUUCAAUCAAGACUUGUCAUCCUGGGAUGUUUCUUCUGUGAAAUUUAUGGGUUGGAUGUUCAGAGAAGCAACAUCCUUCAAUAAAGACUUGUCAUCCUGGGAUGUUUCUUCCGUGACAGUUAUGAGUUAUAUGUUCUAUCAAGCAACAUCCUUCAAUCAAGACUUGUCAUCCUGGGAUGUUUCUUCUGUGACAGAUAUGGGUGAAAUGUUCUAUCAAGCAACAUCCUUCAAUCAAGACUUGUCAUCCUGGGAUGUUUCUUCUGUGAAAUUUAUGGGUUGGAUGUUCAGAGAAGCAACAGCCUUCGAUCGGAAUCUUUGUGCGUGGGGUCCGCGCCUGCCGGCCAAUGCUGGUCAAGGAAUGUUCCGUGGCGCCACCAGCUGCCAAUCACAGUCCGAUCCAAAUCUCGCUUCGAAUGUACCAGGUCCAUUCUGUUACCUUUGCACUUAG